UCCAACAUGGCGGUAUUUGGAGUUUGAAAUAUAGACAUAAUAUACGUAUAUUAUGUCUAUGGUAUGAAAGAGCAUAUCGAAAGCUUUUCUUAUUCUAAAAAAUCACAUUUGUGUUUUAGACACUCUUUAUAUUAUAAUGGCUGAACAGGGCAGUGAGGAGGAUUCAGUUCGCUACUUCUGCACCGCCGGUAACGGCAUGGAGCGUUUUGUAAUUGAAGAGGUGAAGAAGAAGCUCGCCGCUGAAAAUGUGUGUCAGGUGCAUGGUAAAGUGAUGUUCACCUCCUCAGCAGGUAUGGACAAACUCAUUGAGCUGAAGACUGCAGAGAGACUCUUCCUUCUGUUGAAACAAGAUUCACCUGUGCAGCUGCCUGCUCAUACUAGUCCAGCAAAAGCAGCCUCUGUGCUGCAGUCAAAGCUGCUAGGUGAAAGGAAUCAGUGGACCGGCGCUUUAAUGACAUGGAACCGCCUGCAGGGGGAGCUGGUUGACAGCAGGAGGACUGUCAAGAUGGCAAGCUCUGCCCUGGGAGUGACAAAGAAGAGGGGAGAGAGGAGGAGUGACGAACAGAAGCAAGAAGAGAAGUAUCAUGUGGAGUUGCCAAAAAGUACAGGAGAGCCGAGGGAGACGGAGAAUGAGACGCUGAAGAGUGUUGAACAAAAUGAAGGGCAGACACUGGAGAAGUGGAGGAGGAGAGAAAAUGAACAGAAAGGAGUUGAAGAGGCAAAGGACAAAGCAAGGAAAGAAGAAGAAGACCAGAGUGGAGAAACAUUUUUUGAAGCCAAGACACUGGAGAGGAAGAGAAGGAGGGAUGCUGACGAUGAAGAGGAGGAAAGAAGGGGAGUUACUCAGAACUGUAGUCGUGACAAGCUUGUAGAGAAUGAGAUAACAUUUAAGAGAAGAAUAAUGACAGAGGGAGAAGAAGAGAACGGAGUCUUUAUGUACUCAAGCAGUUGCAUAAAAGAUUGCAAACAUAGGACAUUAUCAAGAGAGGACAUGACCAGCAUUGACCAAGAAACACAAGGACCACUCAGUGAUGGUAUAAGUGGCAGCAGGACUAUGGAGGAUGUGACAAAGGACUUAACUGUAAAAAAUGGUGAUUACAUUACGAGAGAUUUUUUCUGUGUUUUCUUAAUUGUUAUUAUUAUAUCAACUUCAGCGUCUAAGGAUUUUUUUUUGCCUGCUUCGAUUGCUUCUUUAUAUCCUUCUCCUCUCUUAUGUUUGCUUCCUUUUAAUAAAGAGAAGACUUCUGAUGGAAGAGAUAAGACUUUACUGCCACAUCAGCCUCCCUCUGUCCCUGUCUCUUUUAGGAUCAGCUGCAAAUGCACUGGAUCUCUGUCCAGAUAUUUCAACACACAGGAGGUGAGCAGAAUGAUUGGAGUUGGUCUGAGCAGACUGAUGGGCUGGAAAGCUGACCUGAAGAAUCCACAGCUAGAGAUAAAUGUUUAUUUAAGUGACAGUCACUGCCUGCUUGGGAUUCCUCUAACCAGGUUACCUCUGGCUAACCGGUGCUACAUCAGAACCACAGGCCUGAGGUCUACUGUAGCCUGGGCAAUGGCUUCACUGGCUCAGAUUCAGCCAGGUUUCUGUGUUGUUGACCUAAUGUGUGGAGUGGGAACCAUCCUGAUUGAGGCAGCAAAGGAACAUAAGGCUGCUUUCUUCCUGGGCAUGGACAAUGAUGAUGGACAGCUGCUGAAGGCCAAUGAAAACAUAGAGGUUGCUGAGCUGGGAAGCAGGAUACACCUGCUGAAGGCUUCAUCUCUGGCUCUGCCCCUGCCAGGCACCAGCGUGGAUGCUGUAGUAUGUGACCUCCCAUUUGGCAGGAAGUUUGGCACCAAAGCAAACAUGGCUGCCAACCUGCCACUCAUCCUCACUGAGAUGGAGAGAAUUCUCCGUAUUGGUGGAUCCAUGGUUCUCCUUCUGAGUCCUCAGUUAUCCUGUCUUCUGAAAAAAAUACUGGUGCAGGCAGGAAGUGGACUAACACCUAACCAGGAAACAAAACCAUCAACAAGGAUACAAGACUGUCCAUCUCAUGAUCCUUCUUCCACAGAGCAACAGACUCUUCAAAUCCACCAAGGGGUCAGCUCCCCAUCUAUCCAAGACACAGACCCUCAGUCUGGACUACAGCACAGUCUUCCAUCUCAUCUCACCUCCCUGAAGCACCAGGCUACUUUCAGGGUUAGCUUAGGGGUGAUAGAUGGACUUAUCCAUAAAUAUAUCAAGAUAGAAACUUGAUUGGUGUUGUCCAAGGCUAAAUUAGAAUGAAUUUGCUACUUUUCUUUGUAUCUUGUUCAAGUGACGAUGUGUCACAAUGAGAAAUGCUUUUCUUCUUUUUGUAUGCCUAUUUCACAAGUGAUGUUUUUUUUCCAUUGUUAAUGUUUAAUAAAUUAAAUACACACAUACACUUUAAAACAGUGAUUAAGUGUAGCAUCACCCAACAUUUUGAAUUCUCUUGAUUGUGUGAUGAAAAAUAAUCAAGUAUGGAUUUUGGAUCUUUAUCAUAGUUUAUUCUAAUACAUUCUUGUGGUGACCAUACGUUCAAUGAAAAGACCAAGAGCAAGAAUUAUGCAGGAAAAAACUGUGAAAACUCUUAACUCCUAUUGAAAAAUAUAAAAAGCCCCAUAAUGCACAUACAGAACUGCAGCUGUAUAGUUCCCAAAAGUUAGUUAGAUAGGACUAAAAAUGUGUUAUAGUUGGAACUGUCAAAAACUGAAUAUAGAGAGCUAAAAAAAACACAUUUUUUAAAAAUCCUUCAUGUAGGGCCUGGGGUCAUCCCUUUUUUAGUCAAUGGGCAUGUCAGGUUGAAGACAACUGUUUUUUCUUUUCAAAUAAUGAGUCAGGACCUCAAAGGCCACUGUCCUGCACACAUCUUGUUGGAGUCAUGUCAAGGGUCCCCAUUGCUCUUUUUGAGUCAGGACCCUGGUGCCCACUGUAUCAUUCAACUUUGAGAUAGGGCUCCAGUGGCCACUUACUGAUACAUUGAUUCAUUUACUGAUAAAUUUUUAGACAGGACCACUUUUCUGUUUGUUUUUUAUCCAUGACUUUGGUGAUCAGUUUUCUGCUAUAUUUAUAAGACAGGAUCCUAGUAGACGAAGGUUAGGCAACAGAACAAUUUCGGAUAUAUUAAGUCCUGCCCUCUACAGGGAAACCCUAAAGCCCUCUAUUAUGGCAUUAUUGUUUAGUCUGAAACCGACACAGCCUAUAGCUUGAAUCACAUGUUGCCAUCUGCCACUGUUAACCCUGCUUAGCCCAGUUUUUAAGAGGGCCAGACAAGGCCACAAGGGGUUUAGUGCUUUCAUUCAUUUUCCCGUUAGCUGUAUUUCCAGUUUUUGUAGC
Molecule: messenger RNA, 3331 nt
Organism: Cheilinus undulatus (humphead wrasse)
Lineage: Eukaryota; Metazoa; Chordata; Actinopteri; Labriformes; Labridae
Gene: thumpd2
Product: THUMP domain containing 2
Exons: 10
Coding region: 137-2230 (697 amino acids)
Biological process (GO): tRNA methylation
Molecular function (GO): RNA binding; tRNA (guanine) methyltransferase activity
Source: RefSeq, a predicted model, not a curated record